CUUUCUAUCUGUGUUACUGUUCCUCCGGCCUGGGUGGAGAUGUGGACUCUGAUCCUGGAUCACGCCUUCACAGCUGGGAGUCUGCCAAACACUAAAACAGGGCCCAGAAAGGUGUUGAAAGCAUUGGCAAUGACUGAUCCCCAUUUAUAGACUGGCAUGGGCCCAGAACAGAAUACAUACCACAGUGAUGGCCCCCGUUCCCAAUUCUACACAAGACACUGAGGCUGUGCCAGCGGCUGCACCUUUGAGUGCCCUGCCUCCAAGUCCACUCUGCUGCCCCAGCUUAGUGCCGCUCACAGGUGCACCACACACCCGCCGCAUCUGUCCUGCCCAACCCAUGCUGCGCACCUACAGGGUCGCCCUUGCGGUGGGGCGAGCCCAGGAAAAGGAGACCCGCCGCGGACGGACGACCAUUGCGCAUGCUCCAUCCUGCGCGCUCCUCCUCGAUCCCACCCGCUGCCCCGCCCUGGGAACGGUUGGAAUUUGAAUCUCCGGCGGGCUGCGGCCCGGAAGCGUCAAACCCUCCGCCUGGAAUGGAGAGCCCAGACCCCAGCUCGCGGUGCCCGGUGCGAGAGCAGCGUGCUCGAUGGGAGCGGAAACGCGCCUGCACCGCCCGGGAGCUGCUAGAGACCGAGCGGCGUUACCAGGAACAACUAGGGCUGGUGGCCACGUACUUCUUGGGGAUCCUGAAAGCCAAGGGGACUCUGCGACCACCGGAGCGCCAGGCCCUAUUUGGGUCCUGGGAGCUCAUCUACGGCGCCAGCCAAAUGCUGCUUCCCUAUCUGGAAGAAGGACACUGGGGACAGGGGCUGGAAGGCUUCUGCCACCACCUGGAGCUCUACACCCAAUUUGCAGCCAAUGCAGAGAGGUCCCGGACCACCCUACAGGAACAGCUGAAGAAAAACAAACGUUUCCGGAGGUUUGUGCGCCUUCAGGAAGGUCGCCCUGAGUUUGGGGGACUUAAGCUCCAAGACCUGCUCCCUCUGCCUCUGCAGCGGCUGCAGCAGUAUGAGAAUCUCAUUGUGGCUUUGGCUGAAAAUACAGGUCCCAACAGUCCUGACCACCAACAGCUCACACGGGCUGCCCGGCUGAUAAGUGAGACUGCCCAGAGAGUCCACGCCAUUGGUCAGAAACAGAAGAAUGAGCAGCACCUCCAGCGAGUCCAGGCUCUGCUCAGUGGACGCCAGGCAAAGGGGCUAACUUCAGGACGCUGGUUCCUACGCCAGGGGUGGCUGUUGGUGGUGCCUCCCAGUGGGGAACCUCGACCUCGUAUGUUCUUCCUCUUCUCUGAUGUGCUCCUCAUGGCCAAGCCUCGACCCCCAUUGCACCUGCUGCAGAGUGGCACUUUUACCUGCAGAGCCCUCUACCCUAUGGCCCAGUGUCAACUCUGCAGGGUCUUUGGCCACUCAGGAGGCCCUUGUGGUGGACUGCUCAGUUUGUCCUUCCCCCAUGAGAAGCUACUGCUUAUGUCCACAGACCAGGAGGAGCUGUCACGCUGGUACCACAGUCUGACUUUGGCUAUCAGCGGCCAGAAGAACUAGAGGAAUCUUACAAAUUCCAAAACUCAGAAUACUUCAGGGAUAAGUCGUAGCCAGAAGUACGAAGGAAUCCUCUUCAGCACUAAACAAAGUACAAAGAACCCUUCUUGGCUUGACAGGGAUCAUUUUCUGUUUGCCAAGCUACCUGACCAGCUCUUAAGAAUCAGGAAAUCAGACUGGGGAUAUGGUGGCACAUGCUUGUAAUCCCGGCAACUCGAGAGGAUCACAAAUUCAAGUCCAGCAUGGGCAAUUUAGCAAAAGGCCCUGUCUCAAAAAAUUAAAAGGACUGGGAUGUAGCUCU
This is a messenger RNA of Sciurus carolinensis (gray squirrel), 1839 nucleotides long. It is a transcript of the gene Arhgef39, whose product is annotated as Rho guanine nucleotide exchange factor 39. Gene Ontology annotation, biological process: positive regulation of cell migration. The transcript is spliced from 10 exons. Gene Ontology annotation, cellular component: plasma membrane. Bases 420 to 1541 code for a protein of 373 amino acids. NCBI's taxonomy places the organism in Eukaryota, Metazoa, Chordata, Mammalia, Rodentia, Sciuridae. Gene Ontology annotation, molecular function: guanyl-nucleotide exchange factor activity. The record is from RefSeq and is a predicted model, not a curated record.